GGAGCCCCCCGGGCCCCCCCUCACUGCCCCUGGGGCAGGGCAUGUCCCUGUGCUCCGUGUGCUCAUCCUGCUCCAUGUGUUCAUCCUGCUCUGUGUGUUCAUCCUGCCCUUUGUGCUCAUCCUGCCCUUUGUGCUCAUCCUGCUCCUUGUGUUCAUCCUGCCCCAUGUGCUCAUCCUGCUCCUUGUGUUCAUCCUCCUUCAUGUCGUCGUCCUGCCCCGUGUGCUCAUCCUGCCCCAUGUGUUCAUCCUGCUCUGUGUGUUCAUCCUGCCCUUUGUGCUCGUCCUACCCCGUGUGCUCAUCCUGCCCCGUGUGCUCAUCCUGCCCUUUGUGCUCAUCCUGCCCUUUGUGCUCAUCCUGCCCUUUGUGCUCAUCCUGCUCCAUGUGCUCAUCCUGCCCCUUGUGCUCAUCCUGCCCUUUGUGCUCAUCCUGCCCCUUGUGCUCAUCCUGCCCUUUGUGCUCAUCCUACCCUUUGUGCUCAUCCUGCCCCUUGUGCUCAUCCUGCUCUGUGUGUUCAUCCUGCCCUUUGUGCUCAUCCUGCCCCGUGUGCUCAUCCUGCCCCGUGUGCUCAUCCUGCUCCAUGUCCUCAUCCUACUCCGUGUCCUUGUCCUGCCCCAUAUCCUCAUCCUGCCCCAUGUGCUCGUCCUCCAUGUCCUCGUCCUGCCCCGUGUCCUCGUCCUGCCCCAUGUCCUCGUCCUGCCCCAUGUGCUCAUCCUGCCCCAUGUCCUCGUCCUGCCCCAUGUGCUCAUCCUGCCCCGUGUCCUUGUCCUGCUCCAUGUGCUCACCCUGCCCCAUAUCCUCACCCUGCCCCAUGUCCUUGUCCUGCCCCAUAUCCUCACCCUGCCCCGUAUCCUCACCCUGCCCCGUAUCCUCACCCUGCCCCAUAUCCUCACCCUGCCCCAUAUCCUCACCCUGCCCCGUAUCCUCACCCUGCCCCGUAUCCUCACCCUGCCCCAUAUCCUCACCCUGCCCCAUAUCCUCACCCUGCCCCAUAUCCUCACCCUGCCCCGUAUCCUCAUCCUGCCCCGUAUCCUCACCCUGCCCGUGUC
Molecule: messenger RNA, 1047 nt
Organism: Pseudopipra pipra
Lineage: Eukaryota; Metazoa; Chordata; Aves; Passeriformes; Pipridae
Product: keratinocyte proline-rich protein-like
Exons: 1
Source: RefSeq, a predicted model, not a curated record